Molecule: messenger RNA, 387 nt
Organism: Leguminivora glycinivorella
Lineage: Eukaryota; Metazoa; Arthropoda; Insecta; Lepidoptera; Tortricidae
Exons: 1
Coding region: 1-387 (128 amino acids)
Source: RefSeq, a predicted model, not a curated record
AUGGCGCUCUACGGCGCGCCCAUUUGGGCUGAACGACUGACGACACGCGCAAAGGCACUGCUCCGUCGGCCACAGAGGUUAGUGGCCCAAAGAAUGGUGAGGGCCUACCGCACCACCUCUCACGCAGCGGCAUGCCUUCUUGCCGGCACCCCACCUUGGGAGCUGGAUGCGGGGGUGCUGGCGGAGAGGUACGGGCUUAAAGUGGAAGCCAGGGAGCGAGGAGAGGUCCCGGACGCUGAGGAAGCCGAGAGAAGGGAGCGGGCUGCCGCGGAGCGCCUGAAAGAAAGAUGGAGGGAUGCCUUGGAGAAUAGCGCCUAUGGAACCCGAACCAUAGGUGCUAUCCUCCCAGUGAUGGACGAGUGGCUCAGCCGCAGGAGGGGUCCCUAA